AUGGGGACUGUAUGCCCUGUGGAAGGCACCUCUGUUUGUUGCAUCUACAGUCGGGAUUUCAUCGGUGUCCGAGAGUGAAUGUAUGUUUUCCUAGUGCCGUCCAACUCCCAUCUGUCACCAUUCCCUUUCUUCCCCUUAGACUACCCUGGCUGAUGGCUUUCAGACAAAGGAGUACGAGGUGGCCGGUCAAGAAGCUUUGGUGAAGGAGUUGAGAGCUCUUUUCCAGACCAUCGAUGUCAAAGCCCUCACCACCAUUGCCUCUAAGUUCCGGGGCGGCAUCUCCUGCUUCGUGAAACCUUUUCGUUAUGACAAAGCACCUUCCCGUCCUGCAAUGGGGGCUGUCAACCUCCAUCUUGAACUCGUAUUUGAUGACGGCCUUAGCUGGAUGGCAAGACUGAAACGUCGUAAUACUUCCACUCUACCCGCAGCAGUACAACCUUACUUGAUUAGGAGCGAAGUGGCGACUUACUCUUUCUUGAAGAAAGAAACCAGGGUUCCUGUGCCAGAGGUUUUUGCCUAUGCCUUGGAUUCGAACAACCCUGUAGGAACGGGGUACAUAUUAAUGGAAACGAUCAAGGGGAAGAAUUUGCUUUCCACUUCGCCUACGAUCGAACAAUUGAGUAAAGUUUUGGCUCAAUUGGCCGAAGUCUAUAAGGAGCUUUAUCGGCAUCCAUUUCCCCUUAUGGGGUCUCUGGAUACCCCUGGAUCGACAAAUGUUGGCCCUGUUGUUCAUGACUUGAUGGUGGACCUGGCUCUCACGAAUAAUGGGGAUCGUGUUAUCCAGCAACUCGCCGGCUUUCCGGGACCUUUUAUUAAUUUAAAGGAUUACUAUUCCGUGUUAAUCCCUCGCAUUCUGCAUAUGAUUGUUGUGGGCGAAUUGUACCCAUUUUGGGCCGUUGAUGCCUACCUCAUUCAUAAGUUCCUGUUCGAUUUAUUGGGGCAGUGGCCGGAGGACAUGCAGGGAACCGGGAAGUUUUAUUUGCGUCACUUUGAUGACAAGGGCGACCAUAUUAUGGUUGACGAAGACUUCAACAUCACUGGCAUAAUCGACUGGGAGGGUGCAUACACAGCCCAAAAGGCGGAGGCAUUCACCUCUCCGAUCGCCCUUUGGGACUCAAAGGAGUUCUUUUCCGAGAGAAAAACACUCAGCAAUUCAGAACUUGAGUUCGCGCAGCUUCUGGAUGGUGCUGGCCACGGGGGCGCGAAUCACCCUGCUAAUUUUAAUCUUGGUGAUUGUGUUCGGUUGGGGAAGAUCUUCCAAAGACUUCGGAUUUGCGUUGGCUAUACCCUCUAUGAUGAGAACAUGGAAAACUACCGGAAGGCCUUUAUGGGACUUCUGAGGGAAUUUCCUAUACGCCAUGAGGAAUCUUGGGAGGAGUGGAGAGUUUUUGCUCUCAAAAAGUAUUCGGGGGAUGAAAAACUGGCAGGUUUGCUGAGGAGAGAGGGUUGA
Molecule: messenger RNA, 1450 nt
Organism: Tuber aestivum (summer truffle)
Lineage: Eukaryota; Fungi; Ascomycota; Pezizomycetes; Pezizales; Tuberaceae
Source: the annotation of a GenBank genome assembly